Messenger RNA from Magallana angulata, 3177 nucleotides. RefSeq names its product arylsulfatase B-like. Bases 38 to 1837 code for a protein of 599 amino acids. The record is from RefSeq and is a predicted model, not a curated record. The transcript has 18 exons. NCBI's taxonomy places the organism in Eukaryota, Metazoa, Mollusca, Bivalvia, Ostreida, Ostreidae.
GUAUUCCGAGACAAAAUAUAUUAAUACAUUAUCAACAAUGGAGACAUCAGUCUCAGUAUUCGUCUUUUGCAUCUUCAUUCAUUUUCUUCCGUAUGUCUCGGCCAAACCGCCACAUAUUCUUUUCAUCGUGGCAGACGACUAUGGUUGGAACGAUGUUGGAUUUCGCAACCCUAGUGUCCUCACCCCAAAUAUCGAUAAAUUGGCUCGCAGUGGGAUGAUCCUGAAUUCAUCUUACGUAAUGCCAGUCUGCACACCAUCAAGAAAUUCAUUUAUGACCGGUCAAUAUGCCUUUAAAUCAGGAUUACAGCAUAUUGUGAUCUUACCACAACAAGCCACUUGUGCCCCUCUUAACAAUACAUUUUUACCAAAGAAGUUGAAGGAACUUGGGUACGCAACUCAUGCGAUUGGAAAGUGGCAUUUGGGAUUUUGUAAGUGGGAGUGUACCCCUACGUAUCGAGGAUUUGACACAUUCUACGGAUAUUACAAUGGCGCAGAGGACUACUACAAUCUCAGUAUCGCUGGAGGUAAAGACUUCAGAGACAAUAGAACACCUGUUAACGCAACAGGUGAAUACUCCACGAUUUUGUAUGCCAGGCGAGCAGAGUCCAUAAUUAAAGACCACGAUGCAUCUAAACCUAUGUACAUGUAUUUACCUUUCCAAUCAGUACACGAACCCCUUCAGGUCCCUCAGAAGUAUAGCGACAUGUACUCUAAGGUACAUACAGAAUCCCGCCGGACCUACCUAGGAAUGGUAACUGCAAUGGAUGAAGCUAUCGGCAACAUUACAAAAGCUCUAAAGACAAAGGGAAUGUUCAACGACACUCUCAUAGUAUUUACUGCCGAUAAUGGAGGUUGGAUUACAUACGCUGGGAAUAAUUACCCUUUAAGGGGUGGAAAGACCACUGUGUUUGAAGGAGGAACUAGAGCAACUGCUUUUGUUUCCGGGGCAGGGAUUCAAAAGUCAAACUAUGUUUAUCCAGGAAUGAUUCAUGCAGUAGAUUGGAUGCCAACAGUGCUAAGCGCCGCAGGAGGAACGCCAGACCCGACAUUGGAUGGCAUCGAUCAGUGGGAUAGUCUACGAACAGCAGGGGAAUCAAAACGAACCGAGUUUAUCUACAACAUCGACGAUUUAAGGCCGGAGAUCUGUGGUCAUGCUGCCAUUAGGAUGGGUGACUAUAAGUUGAUCGAUGGUUAUCCUGGGGCCUACCAAGACUGGUACAAGCCAGACCAGGUCGUGUCUGACUUGUAUGAAGAUGUAUCUUUAAACGACACACGUCCUUUUUUCAACAAAAUGAUGCUUUUUAAUCUUAAAGACGAUCCUAACGAACAUGUCGAUUUAUCCAAGAAGCACCCAGAUAUAGUUAAAAAACUGAAGUCGAGACUCGAUGUGGACUCGAAAUUAGAUGGUAUUGAUCAGUGGGAUAGUCUUCGAACAGCACGAGAAUCGAAAAGAAACGAGUUUAUCUACAACAUUGACGACUUUAGGCCAGAGAUUGGUGGCCAUGCAGCCAUAAGGAUAGGUGACUAUAAGUUGAUUGAUGGUUAUCCUGGGCUCCACCAAGGUUGGUACAAGCCAGAUCAUGUAGGCUAUGACCUGAACGAAGAUGUUUCGACAAACUGCAUGCGCCCUUUUUUCGACAAAAUGAUGCUCUUUAACUUGCAGGACGACCCUAAUGAACAUGUCGAUUUAUCCAGGAAGCACCCAGAUAUAGUUAAAAAACUGAAGUCGCGACUCGAGUACUAUCAUAAUCAAAUUGUUCCUGCAAAUUUCCCUAAGAAUUCGGCAUCGUCAGCCCCAACCAGUUACGGAGGAUUUUGGUCUCCAGGAUGGUGUUAAUGUGUUGUAGACUAAAAAGGUCUUUAGUGUUGUUCUUUUGAAUAAUUUUAAUUGUUUUAAAAAUAUAAAGCUUAAACAGACAAUAAAUUUUUUUGAUUGGGCAUAUACAUAAAUUUGUUAAUCAUAAAUUGCAAUAUGUAUUUAUGUUUCGUUUUAAUUUCUUAUUACAUUUGUUUAAUCAAAUAAAUCACUAUGGUGUUGAAAAAAUGUGUGUUUUGGUUUAUCAAAUCACCAGCAAUUGUGAUUUAAUCAUAAUUGUUUGAUAUCUGAAUUCAAUACUCGUUCGAUUUAAAAAACAUAUUUUUAUGUUCAAUGUGUGAAACUCUAUCACUCAAAAGAAAAAAAACCCGAAAACGAAACAUAAAAAAUAGCAAACAAACAAACCCCCUCAAGCUUUAUAUACAUGUAAAGGUUAUGCCUUUAGCUCACAUUUCAAAUGUAAUAUGUACACAUUUUUUCUUUUAAAAAUAAAAGCACUUGAUUUUGGGGAGUUGAUUUUCAUCAACUCUCCUAUGCAGUCACUCUGGCAAAACGAAAGUGAAACAGUGUUUGGAUCUAAGCACAAAUCAUCACCGCUGACAAGUCUUGGUUCUUGAAUAUAAUAGAAAAAUUCGAUAUGCAUUGUUUUUCAAGGAAACUUAUCUAUAAACACUUUGAAAAUAGUAAGAUGUUAUAUAAUACGAACAAUUUGGAUAAUUAUGUAGUCUCAUGUAUUCCUACGCCAAAGUUUAAUAUACCAGAAGCUCGGCUGUCUCCGUAAAUCUCCGACAAACAUAGAGGCUCUCUUGCUUGUCGGAGACUAGCGGAGACAGCUGAGCGUCUGGUUUAACGAGACUGGAGUUCAAUAUCAAUAGUGCUUGGAUCCAUACAAUUUUUAGAAUAUUUUCGAUUACAAAUACAUAGUUUGAAAUCUAUCAUCAAUAUUACACAACACGAUUCAUACAGGGUUUCUCUAAAUUCUUGUCUGAAAAGUCUAAUUAAAAUUCAUAAUAAUGCAUAAUUUAAAUACAGACUAGAAAUUAAUUCCCACGCAAGAUAAGUUGAUUUUACAAUAAAUGACAAUCGAUAAAAUCAACUCCCGUCAGUACUUCAGUACUUUGAUUUUUAAUUUCGAUGAUUUUCAGUUUUCUCAGUUUUGAUUGUUAAACAAAUUCAAUCUAAAUAGGCCUAAGGCUCUUUUUACUGUAAAGUUUUUGUAACUUAUAGAUUAUUGAUGAUGUAUUUGAUAUGAAACAUGAAAUUAAAUAUCAUAGUGAUUUUAGAGAAAAUACACCAUAUCACUUUUAUAGGAAAUGAGACGUUAUUGUUCCAGAAAAGUUAGAUUGAAUUGUCAAUAGUAA